CCACCGCAGUCUGGUUCUUUUGGUUUGCUCUCUUGUGUGUGUUUUGGUGAGGCCUAGAGACAGGCGGGAGCGAGGCGGGGUCUGUAGCUUGACUAGCCCUCUCCGCACAAAGGCACCGACCUCACGCCGGAGGCGAGACGAGCGGUCAGCGGCCAGGAGCCUCGCAGUGCGCCCUAUGCCCCCGCGCUCCCACCGCCCCCGCCGCGGCAGCCGGAACACACCGAGCGAAAGCGCCACCGCUGGGCCUGGCUGCAGCUAGCGACCCUUUCCCCCAGCGCGCAGCCCGAGGUGAGCGGAGAGCGGGACGGCAGCGAGGCAUUCGCGGGGCCCCUCCUGCUGCCUGGGCCCGGCCCGCUCAUGGCGGCCAUCCGCAAGAAGCUCGUGGUGGUGGGCGACGGCGCGUGUGGCAAGACGUGCCUGCUGAUCGUGUUCAGUAAGGACGAGUUCCCCGAGGUGUACGUGCCCACCGUCUUCGAGAACUAUGUGGCCGACAUCGAGGUGGACGGCAAGCAGGUGGAGUUGGCGCUGUGGGACACGGCGGGCCAGGAGGACUACGACCGCCUGCGGCCACUCUCCUACCCGGACACCGACGUGAUCCUCAUGUGUUUCUCGGUGGACAGCCCGGACUCGCUGGAGAACAUCCCCGAGAAGUGGGUACCGGAGGUGAAGCACUUCUGCCCCAACGUGCCUAUCAUCUUGGUGGCCAACAAGAAAGACCUGCGCAGCGACGAGCACGUCCGCACCGAGCUGGCCCGCAUGAAGCAGGAGCCGGUACGCACGGAUGACGGCCGCGCCAUGGCCGUGCGCAUCCAAGCCUACGACUACCUCGAGUGCUCGGCCAAGACCAAGGAGGGAGUGCGCGAGGUCUUCGAGACGGCCACGCGCGCCGCGCUGCAGAAGCGCUACGGCUCCCAGAACGGCUGCAUCAACUGCUGCAAGGUGCUAUGAGGGCCGCGCCCGGCCCCCGCCUGCCCCGACCAGCGGCUCCCCCUCCUGGCGCCGGCUCCCACCAACCCGGAGAAGGGGGAGACCCGCGUCCCGGAACCACCCCACUGGACUGCCUGGUUUCUGCCGUUCGGACCGGCAGUCCUCCGCUGGCGGCUCUGGCUCUCGCGCCGGCUACCGGCGGACGUAGGAGGGACUGGGCGCCCCCUUCCCAGUGUCUGUGUGCGUCCGGCUGCAUCGCACAGGCCCGGGCGCCCCCGCGGAGUGCCAAGGGCCCCUGAGCAUCCUUUUCUGAAGAGCUAGGCGUCAGAGUGUGUGGCUGUGUUUAUGUUCAAUUCCCCUGGCCCCAUGUUUACCCCCGUCCCCGCCUCUGGU
Elephantulus edwardii (Cape elephant shrew) is the source of this 1320-nucleotide messenger RNA. It is a transcript of the gene RHOB, whose product is annotated as ras homolog family member B. Gene Ontology annotation, molecular function: GTP binding; GTPase activity. Lineage: Eukaryota; Metazoa; Chordata; Mammalia; Macroscelidea; Macroscelididae. Gene Ontology annotation, biological process: small GTPase-mediated signal transduction. The transcript has a single exon. The record is from RefSeq and is a predicted model, not a curated record. The coding region runs from base 358 to 948 and encodes 196 amino acids.